UUCCUCGUUGAUUCGCUUGUACGGUUGGAGAGUUGCCCCUACCCAAACCAGUGUCCAGUUAUGUUGCUGUGGCCAACGCCGAUGGCUAAGACUUGCACUCUAUGUACCAGCACGCGUCACCAAGACAUUACAAACUCAUAAUCAGUGAACGUACCACUAAAACUGUUGAAAAUUUUCAGUGAAACGAUGUGGACGAGUGAUUUCACUGAGUGUAGAAAAUAUCAAUGAGAUAUUCUCUCAUUUAUUCAUUAAUCCAAUACCACCGAUAUCACUGAUACCACCCUGGAAUUCCAACGAGAGCUGUUUACGUCGGUAAUUAUUCUCCCUGGAAUCUGAAACCAAGUGAUGAUAGUGCUGCUGUUUGAUAAAAUACCAGAUGACUUGUUGUUAUGAGUAAUUCGUGAAAGCCACAAGUUACGGAAAAUGGUCUCCCAUACCAAUUGAGCGAGCAUUCUGUGAAAAUUGCUCUUCUGUGCUUCAGUUCAGCUGAAACCUGUUGGAGAUUCUGGAUAAUUUAGGAAUUGCCAUGUAGAAAUCAACGAGGAAUCUGAGAUGAUUGGCUCAUUCGAGUAAGUUUGAAUACCUCAGAGAGAUUCAAUCUACCGGGAGGAAAAAAAAAAAAGACUGAACAGAUCUGCGAGAAACCAAAACCCGAGAUGAAGACAAUGGGUGAUGUUGUGGCUGCUCCAGUCGAGGAGGAAUUGGUUGAAGACAACAAUCACAGCAGCUCCGGUGGGAAAGAGCUGGGGCACAGAACCCUCAAGUCCCUGAAGAGGGGACUUGGAAAAUUAUGGAGAAGACACAGGGGCAAUGCCUCGAUAACCGAAUACGAUCCUUGCUACAAGGUUGCCUAUCUUGGAAAUGUACUCACAGGAUGGGCCAAAGGUGAUGGGUGUGUGGAGAAGCCAGUAUCAACCUUGUGGCGUAAUUACGUGAGCAGCAAUAGGCCGGACGUGACGAUGAGACUGACGGUGACGAAUGGUGGAUUGACGGCCACAACCAAGGACCACGGUCUCACCGAGUACUGGGCACAUCGUGUAACAUAUUGUACAGCACCAGUAUCCCAUCCACGUUUAUUCGUCUGGGUAUAUCGACACGAGGGUCGUAGACUCAGGCCAGAAUUGAGAUGUCACGCUGCCCUAUGCUCAAAGGAAUCCACAGCAAGAAGACUUGCUUCAACCUUGAAUGCUAGAUUACAACAGGCAUUACUUGAAUUCCGCAGGGACAAAGUUUCAAGGCAAAAUGCCAGACUCUCUCUUGCGAAUGCGGUGUACGAGAAUCCAUCGCUUCCAAGGAGAAAAAUAUUGCUCAGUACUGGGGGUCAGAAUUACAGGCCACCAUUGGAGAGAUCCAAGAGUGCACCAAAAUUAUCAGCCAUCGAGGAAGAUGCUGCUGCUGAGGAGAUCGAGCAGAAACGAUUGCUCGAGGAGCUGAGGUCACUUGAGAAUGUAGCACGGAGUUGGCAGGAUCAGGACGGUUGGAGAUUGGCUCGUCUUGUUGAUGCGUUGAAUCGCGCCGGCGCCUCGAGCGAAUACUUGGACGAGAAUGGAAGUAUCUCGAGCGGAUGUGAAACAGCAAGUACAUCGAACAGCGAAGAGAGAGCAUCGGGGGCUGAUGAUAAUCAGCCAGCAGUCGAUGAUGCCAGAACUGGCAGGCGUGUUUUAUUCGCUGGUGAUGUCGUCAGGGCGACUUCCGGCCCCAGAAGAAAUUCCGAGGGCUCGCCGAACUUCAUGACGUGCGCUGGAAGCCCACGAUUUCAUUGUCUCCGGGGGCCGAGGAACAGGUACUCCUCGUGCAGGAGUGAAAUUCAUGAGACCGAGGAGGAUAUCGAACAGCAGGCCAUUGAAUCUUCCCAUGUCUUCGAUUUUGAAGACGCUGAAGUAUUCGAUGAGGUGGUUGACUACCGGCCCCACGGUGAGAGUCCAUCGAGACUAGAAAAUCCCGGGAGAAGACGAAUGGAUGUAAAAGGCGAGAAAUACCCAACAAGAAUGGAUCAAGGAGAUGAAUUGCUGGAGGGUGAGGAGUCCUUCCUGACGCUGGAUUCCCUGGACGAAGAGGAAGCAGACAGCGACGAGAGUGGCUACGUCGAGGCACCCCCAAAUUCUCUGCUCGACAGAGAAGCCAAGAAAAGCCCAGAUCCCGACGGAACUGAUCCUCAAAAGAUCAACCAGGAAUCACCAGGUGUCGAGGACACCAAGGAAGCUCAAGAGUCCGAGAACACUCUCAAUCCCCAGAGGUGCCUCAAGGAUCGUGAAAAAGUGGAUUUCAUAAAAUGUCCGAUAUCAGAAACGAUAAAGAAACUUGCGAAUGCCUCACUGAGGAGCUCAAAAUCUCUUGAGAUAUCAACGAAUUCGUGCCUGAAGGCUCUCAACACUCUCAAGAAUUCAAAAUCAUUCGAUGAUACCAGAGCCACAGGCAUCGAUUACGAUGGAGAAUCACCGAGUUUACACCAGAGGAAGCAAUUGCUGGCACAGCAGGGAGUCAGAGUUUGAUUUUAUUGAGAAAUAAUCGAGUGAAUUAAUUAACGAGUAUCUGGAAUAUAUCUGAUCUUACGGUGUGAGCCCUCGAGGGAGAACUAGUCCGCUUCGAUAUCAGUAAAGCAAAACUGAAAUAACUUGAAAUAAAAAUUUUCCUUUGUAUCAGUUUAUCUCGAAAUCUAUCGACUUAAAGUGAAAACACUCAAGGACUUUUUUGGGGAUGAUUAAAUGGUCGACGAAAAAGGUCUUUUCAUGUUUUUGUCUGGAGUCGAUAGUUUUUUCAAUAUAUCGGUAUUUAAUCAAGCUGGAAAAUUUGAUUUGUCUCAGUUUAACUUUUCGCUGCUGAUAUACAUAUGUCGACUCGGUAAAAUAAGAUUUUUCUUUUAAAUAGAGUAUAGAAGGACCAUUGUGCAUUGAUGUCGUAUGACUUCCAUCGAUAUCCAUGUUUGUUUAAUCGAUAGGAAGGAAUAGAAACGGCAUUUUCCAUUGUUGUGGAGUAUACUAGGCCAAAGUGUUUGGCAACUAUAUAUUUAUCGGUAAGAAGGAAUUAUAAUUAUUUUUUUUUAUAAUUGACGGAAAAAGGGGAAUUUGUGAUGUUAUUUAGAUGAACACUCGUUUUACGUGUCUUAUGUAGACAACCAAUGUGUACGAAAUAUAUUAAGCAAUUUAAAAUUACAGAAAAUUAAAUAUUUCGUUAAUCUUCAAUAAAAAAGGCUCUCUGAAAUUGAUAUAGAUGUGAAUAAAUUUGUUGUUAAAAAUAAUCGACGUUAAAUUGAGAGAUCAAUUAAAUAAUCUCCAACCGUGCACAUUGAAUCGCCAUUUUUCUGCGAGAAUGAGUAAUUAGUAUGUAAAAAAAUUCGAAUGUCGAUCGUGAAAAUUUCGAGGAAUAUAUUUUUGUUUUUGAGUGAAAAAUGAGUGAUUAAAUUUCGUGGAUUCUCCUGAGUUGAAUCUGAAAUACUUGUACUGCAAUAGACCAGAUCAGAAUUAUACUAGAAAUAUUUUAUGUUAA
Messenger RNA from Fopius arisanus, 3486 nucleotides. RefSeq lists its product as uncharacterized. Lineage: Eukaryota; Metazoa; Arthropoda; Insecta; Hymenoptera; Braconidae. The coding region runs from base 657 to 2492 and encodes 611 amino acids. The transcript is spliced from 6 exons. The record is from RefSeq and is a predicted model, not a curated record.